AUGUUCCUAUUCAAAGUGUUUGAGGAAAUAGCAGAGCAAGUGAGCUAUCGUGUCAUUGAUGCGGAAGCAGUUCAGUUCAUUGCAUGGGAAUAUUUGCCUUUUGGAAAUGACGAUUGGUCGUCUAAUGAUCGUGCUUCUCCUGGUACAUCCUUGCAGCGCAAUGGUGCCGCUGUAAAAGGCGAGAGUGUUCACGAAGCACAAACAUGUGAUCAUUUCGACCCUUUGCCCAACGGGGAUGGGGGUGGCAGGGGUGAACGUGGUCGUAGUGUCCAGAGGAGAGCUGCAGAAAACAAGCAAUGCGGAACAUCAGAAGUCAGUACAGAUCAACACCUACAGCAGGAAGUGUUCACUAAACAAAGGAAUCUAUUCCAUAGACUUCAUCUUGAAGGCAGACAUCACAAUAAACUGAGAGCUGCAGAUGUUUUUCAGUUAACAUCUGCACAUGCAUUACAGUCCCAUGAGUCUUGUGAUGAAGAGGAGCUGAUUCAGACUUUCAUACAAAAUCUACUGAUGAUGAAUUACAGAGCAAGAUACCUCAAAACUUUGGAGAACAAUGUGGAAGGUCACAGUGAUCAGGACAGUUAUGAUUCAUUUAAACAAGAGACUGAUUUUUAUAAUUUUUUCUUCAAUUCAGGGUCAGUGUCUAAUGAAGAAGCAAGCCAAUCUGAGCGAAUUCACCCGAUGGAUGUUCAGAUGGCCAUGUUUCAUUGUGCUGAUGGCUUCCUAAAGCAGCUGAUGGUGACUAAACUGUCCCAGUGUCAGUACGCUCUGCCUCUGCUUGUUCCUGAUCCAUUCACACAACAGAUUGAAUUUCCUCUCUGGACAUUUAGACAAAUCAAAAAGAGCUGGAAGAUCAGAAACACCAAUAAUGAAAUCGUCAGCCAAACCCAGUCAAUCUACAAGGCAGAAACUCCAAUGGUAUUUUUCUUCAGGUUUGGCUCUGUAUCUUCAUCCAAGUCUCAGGUGAUGAACAGUCUGAUCAAUGAGAAACACAACACGUUCUUCCACAGGAACUGCACAGGCAGCAGUAGAACCAGAGUCCUGAUGGAUGGAGUGGUGGAGAUCACCUGGUUCUACCCAUCUGGGUCAUAUGAUGAUAAAUUCACUGAGUGUGUUGCGUUCUGUAAUCUACACGGUGAUGCAGGAGACCAUGAGAAACAGCUGCAGAUCCUCACUGAAAUGGCCUCAGUCAAUGUUGUUCUUCUACCACAACUUAAGAGGAAUGACAGAAGCAUGACAAAACUUGAAGAACUCUAUAAGGGCUCAAAGCCACUCAUUUGCCUUUUUACUGAGGAUGAAUCUGCUGCAGUUGCGUUAAAGAAAAAAUAUCAUAUUGGUCUGAAAGACAGAAAUCAGUCGGAAGUAUCUGAAGAACUCACAAGAGCUAUAAAUGAUUGUCUCUCAGAAUCAUCUUCCACUUUCAGACUUGAAGAUGUGUCCAAACACUCAGAUAUCAGAGUAGAUGAGGAUGGUGAUGGUGACUGCAGGAGAGGAAGAGAAGCAGCACAGCAGAUGAUGAGUUUACUGGAGAAGAAAGAUCUGACAGAAAUCAAAGAAUCAUUUCUGCCUCAUCAGGGGAAACUGUGGCAUCAGUGGAGUCAGAAGAACAAAGAACUACAUCAAGUUCAAGGAAAUGAACUAGAAAUGGACAUCAGCAGAAAACAAAAAGAGAUGAGGAAUAUCCGUGAGCUGCAGCAUAAAACUGACAUCAGUGAGUUCAUAAAGUUCUUCAUUAAAGAAAUUAACUCAGAUACUGGAUAUAAGAUGUUUUUCAUUAAAUGGCUUGGCAUACUCCUGGAUGAAUAUACAUCAGCUGACUUGUUUGUUUUUUAUCACAAAUAUGAAGAAACAUGGUCAACAGUUUUAAAACUGAAAGAGAAACAUGAACUAGAAAAAUUGACAGUUAAACGAGCAGAACUUGAGAGAAUAUCUGAGGAAAUUAAAGCUGGAGCCUUUGGUUUGGAGCACAUCUUGAGGGAGAUCGGUCAGAUCUAUGAAUCAUGUUCAUGUGUGGAGAAGAACAAGAAAGACCUGCAGGUUCACUUCUCUUCUCUCCCGAGUCUUGCAGCAGAGAUGAUGAUCUCUGGAUUUCCUCUGGAGCUGAUGGAUGGAGAUGCUGCUCAUGUUCCUGUGAUCUGGGUCUCUGCUGUUCUAGAUCAACUCAUCCAGAAACUGGGAGACCAGAGAGUCUUUGUGCUGUCAGUUUUAGGACUUCAGAGCUCUGGGAAAUCCACCAUGCUGAAUGCCAUGUUUGGACUCCAGUUUGCCGUCAGUGCUGGCAGGUGCACCAGAGGAGCUUUCAUGCAGCUGAUCAGAGUGUCAGACGAGAUGAAAACACAGAUGAACUUUGACUAUAUUCUGGUUGUUGAUACUGAGGGUCUAAAUGCUCCAGAACUGGCUGGAAAAUCAACAAUACAUCAUGACAAUGAAUUGGCCACAUUUGUUGUUGGUCUUGCAAAUUUGACAUUAAUCAACAACUUUGGAGAAAAUGCAUCUGAGAUGCAGGAGAUCCUUCAAAUUGUUGUUCAGGCCUUCGUGAGGAUGAAGAAGGUCCGACUGAAUCCCAGCUGUGUGUUUGUGCAUCAGAACAUCUCAGAUGUCUCAGCUGGAGAGAAAAACAUGGAGGGAAGGAGACGACUGCAGGAGAAAUUGGAUGAGAUGACGAAAAUUGUUGCUAAAGGUGAUGACUGUGAUGCAAAAUGUUUCAGUGAUGUCAUUAGAUUUGAUAUUCAGAAAGAUGUGAAGUAUUUUGCUCAACUCUGGGAAGGCAGCCCACCCAUGGCACCACCAAACCCAAAGUACUGUGAGAAUAUUCAAGAACUCAAGAAAAUUAUUGUGUCUCAUGCCUCAAAAUCACACGGAAUGAUGGUGAGACACCUUAAAGGCCGUAUAAAAGAUCUGUGGGAGGCUAUAAAAAAUGAACGCUUCAUCUUCAGCUUUCAAAAUUCUCUGGAGAUUUCAGCCUACAGGAAACUGGAGAAAAAAUACAGCAAAUGGUCCUGGAGUCUCCGCAGUGCCAUGAUGGAAACUGAGAACAAACUACACAACCAAAUAGAAAAUGAAGUAAUUCAUGAAGUAGAGGAAAUCAAUCUUCAAAGAGAACUGAAGAAGACAAGCAAAGAAGUGGAAAAGUCAAUGUCUGAAUUCUUUGAGAAAGACAAAGAUAAAGAUAUACUGAUUCAGUGGAAAACAUCAUUUGAAAUCAAAAUCAAAGACCUUCAGGAAAAUAUUAUGAGGGAAACAAAAAGGAAAUUAAAUGGGACUCUUGAUGCUCAGAGGACACAUCAUGAAAACAUGAAGAAAACGACUGAAGCUCAGAGAACAGAUCAAGAAAACACUCUCUAUGAAAUGAGCAAAGAACUCACCUUAAAACUCAAAGACAAAACAAACAACGAAGAAACACUGACAAAAGAGUUUGAUUUGUUUUGGGAGCAGAGUGUAGAUAGGAUUAUCUCAGACACUCCUAAAAUCAAUGAUAUGGAUAUAAUGAAAGAUGUGAGAGAAAUCCUCAGUAACAUCUAUGAGGGGCGUCUCCCUUUAAAAAACAAUACAGGCGACAGUGAGUACACUGACAUUUUCACUGUGUCAAGUUUUUCUGAAUAUGUUUUCAAAAAGCCCACAAAAAAUUGGUUGAAAAGGAUUGUAAUAAGAGCUUUCAGAAGAGUUAAAAAAUUGUUGGGAUGUGAUCGAACUCUGUCUCCAGAGAAUGAAGCUGAAAUAAGAUCAUUAGUCACAGAUAUUGACAAGCAAACAGACAAAAUGAUUCAGUCAUUUAACAUUUCAAAGAUGGGCUACAACAUCAGCUACAUUCAGCAACUCACAGAUUAUAUUAAGACAAGUGUAACAGAACAUCAGGAGAGACGAGUAAAAUAUGUGUUCAAGGAUGAAUUCUGCAUGGAUCUGGUUCUUUCCAUCUGUAAUAGAUUAAACAAGAUAAUCACUGACCAACACAGAAAUUACAGGGAGGCUAUAUAUGUUGAGAAGAAGAGAGAGUGCUAUAGUAUUUUCCAGAAAUACUGUCACAGAGCAACAUCAACUGUUAUUUUUGGCGAAAUCAUCUGUCAGAAAGUUAAAGAGCCUAUUGAGCAGAGUGUCUACAAGAAGACUGCUAGAAAUCUGACAGAUGAAAUGAGAUCAAACUGUGAAUCAUUGAAUGGAAGCAGAUCGAAUCUGGAGAAACAUAUUCUGAAGACACUGGCAGAAGAGGAGGAUUUUAAUAAAUACAUGAACUACAUUCAUAAUCCCAGAGAUCACUUCAACAGUUUCAUCAGAGAUGAAGUCAGUCGGUACAUCACUGAUAAGUUCAGUGUCAGUGUUUUACCCAAGAUGAAGGAGAACAUUAAACUCCUGCAGCAGAAGAUCUUGAAAGCAGCACAUGAAUCUACUGAACAUGUUCAAGUGAACAGUGGAGAUGUCGGUUUGUGGUUGAAGAGUUUCACACAGCAGCUCUCAGAUGAGCUGAUCUUCUCUGAAAAAGACCUCAGUGGAGUAAAACAUGAUGAUGUUGAUGAUUUCAACCUCCUAGAAGAUGUGAUAAUAAACAAACUUCCUGCUAUAAUGUCAGACAUCAGCAGUAGAUUUAGUACAAAUACUUUUCCAGUAAAUCUGGACAAUAAAGACAGGCCAGAUGAGCUUCUGAUUGAUCACUUCUGUCAGUGCUGUUGGGUUCAGUGUCCAUUCUGUGGAGCCACUUGCACCAACAGCAUAGAAAACCAUGAUGGAGAUCACAGUGUUCCUUUACAUCGUAGUAUUGGUCUGAAUGGAAUAUAUUACAAUAAUACAUCCAACUUGUCCAUCUGCACAUCAGCAGUAGCAAGCAGCAAUCUAUAUUUUCAUCCCAAUGACUCAGAUGAUAAAGUUCUCUGGAGUGAAUACAGAAGAGCAGGAGGAGUUUAUGCAGACUGGAGCAUCACCUCUGAUCUCUCUGAACUGCCGUACUGGAAGUGGUUUGUGUGCAAAUUCCAGAAUGAUCUGGAAAAAUACUACAAAAGAAUUGAGGGUUAUGUUGAGAUACCAGAUGAAUGGAGAAAAUACACAAAACAAGAAGCUAUUGUGUGUUUGAAUAAAUACCUCUAAAGGAAAAGAUAAAUAUGAGACUCAGAUUCUCCUUAGACCACAGAUAUAAAUCAGUGAGUCUGUGGAGUCAUUUGUACCUUAACCCUCUGGGGUCUGAGGUCAUUUUG
Molecule: messenger RNA, 5183 nt
Organism: Onychostoma macrolepis
Lineage: Eukaryota; Metazoa; Chordata; Actinopteri; Cypriniformes; Cyprinidae
Product: interferon-induced very large GTPase 1-like
Exons: 4
Coding region: 1-5076 (1691 amino acids)
Molecular function (GO): GTP binding
Source: RefSeq, a predicted model, not a curated record